GUUUACCAAUAGGUAAUGAGAUAUAAUUGAAAUAAAAGUUUCUCAGACACUUUUGAUAGAUCUUGACGAGAGGUUCGUUUAUUAUGCUGAAAAAAUGCGCGGUAUUUCUAUUGAUUUUUUUGCCGAUGUGGGUUAAAUCAGAUGAGAAUAUAUUUGUUGUUAAUAGUAAAAGACCUUUGCAUGUUGUUAGUGAACGAUUUUUGAGUAUUUCUAUUGAUCCUGCUGUUCUCUUGACGAAAAUCAAUCUAAGCGAUGUUUCGCUUCAAAUGGCGAGACAUCUUAGUCCAGCAUACGUGCGAAUUGCUGGUCCAUCAACCGAAUUCGUGAAAUACAUCGACACAGAUGAAAAAUCGAAAGAAACCGACGAUUCUGACAGCGUUACUGUAACCCCCUCGGUGUGGUUCGCCAUUAAUGAAUGGUUCAAUAUGGCAAAUUUGACCCCCGUUUUUGGUAUAAAUGACGCCGAUACAUCGAUGGGUGUGUGGAACCCUAAGUCGAUAUUACCUCUUCUGGAAAUUUCGGACAAAUUCAAUCUAACUUGCAUGUGGCAGUUGGGAUAUGACUGCUCCAAUAAAACAGACACACAAUAUGUUGAGGAUAUACGUAUACUGAGGCACAUUCUAGAUGCGUUUCCCGAUAGAAAGAGUACCUGGAAAAUUGUGGGAAGUAACAUCAGGAAAUGCACCCACAGAAGUGGCUGUAGAAGAUUGCUGGACUCCUUAAAAGGCUCGGCAGAUUAUGUUGUUUGGGAACAGACCGAAAGGGAUCACAACAUGUUGAAUGACGAAUUGGCACAUAUCAUAUUCGGAGAGAGAAAAAAUCCGAAAUUAUGGACAUCGGUGCCACGAAGUCGUAAUCCUGCAACCUUCGAAACUGCCCUAGAAUGGGCCAAGGAAGUUGGGGAGGCUGGUAGAAAUGGUUUCGACGUAAUUUUGAGAACUCCAAGGGUGUUCGAAUUUUUUGUCGACACCCCUGUGUUUUGGUUUUCCUUGUUGUACAAGACAUUAGUAGGGAACACUGUUCUAGAUAUAAGAUCAGCUACUUCAGAUUCUGAGCUCGAUGCCUUUGCUUACUGUGCUAAGCAUCAGAAUAACUUCAUUCAGAGAGGAGCAAUGGUUAUAAUGAUAGUGAAUCGAGCAGAAAAUGUACAUAAUACUCAUAUAAGGCUGAGUUCUCUGGCAAAAGAUAUGGAAAUACAAUCCUACAUACUGACCUCGAAGUCUGAUGUAAGAUCGAUCUAUCUCAACGGAGAAAAAUUGAAAUCCAGCCUUCUGCAACAGGAACCUCUGAUUUUCACCCCAAAACUCAGAAGGGCCAAACCUUCCAACGGUUUAUCAAUCUCGGUCCCUCCCAAAUCCAUAGGCUUCUUCGUUUUGCCAGGAGCCAGAGUAACAGCCUGUAUGGAUGAAGAAGACGAAAUGGCGUUGCUGAUGGAAGAAAUCGAAUCUGAUCAAGAAUUGCCACUUUCGGCGGAGUUAGCAGUGGAAAUAAAAACCCGUAAUCUUCAAGAAAACGCCGUCAGUUUGAAGGAAAUGGAACGAGAACUGCAGGAAGAAUUAGAAAUUGACGAAAAGUUUUAUCACGCUACUAAAAAGGAAGAAACCCACCAGAAAUUGGACGAUAUCCUGGAAGAUUUGAAGGAGAAUUACGAACAACAGGAGGAUCAACAAGCCCACUUCAGAAUCGACGAGGAAACCAGGAAAAAAAUUCUGGAAAGGGCCAAACUGAUUGAAGCCCAAAGAAAAUUGACGGAAUCCGAACAGCGUUUAGUAGAUUUGAGCAGAAUGAUGCAUAAUAAGUCCAUCGAUAAGCCCAAACACAACGGAGUAACCAUAAGAGAAUCUUUCGAAGAUCUUGAGACCGUUUCGAAAACCGAAAAACCUAAAGUUGAAGUUGUAAAUCCACCCAAAUUCACAUUUCCUAAAUUGAAUAGUCUCCACCAAACCGACGCCAAGAAAUUUGUUCUGGGAAAACCCAAAAGUCUUCAUGAUCAGUUCAAAGAAAUUUUAAACUUCCCCACCAUAAACUCCCUGAAACAUCCUCUGCACGAAAGAACCAACGAUCAAAUUGAGGAGUUUGAGGUGCCGAAAUUGAACAGCAUCCAUCAUGAUGAUUUUCCCCAUACAGACCACAAAAAAUUAACUUUAACCGCUAAGAACCUACAUGAACAUUUGAAAGAUAUCUUGGCUAAUGCAAAAACGAACCAACUGAAGAAACAUGAAACGAAGGAGCAGAAUGUGGAGAAAUCUGAUGAAAUAGAAUUGGAGUUGACUAGUGCAGAAGUGAAAAAAGUGUUAGCAGAUAGGGUCAAGGCAAGAGCUGCGAAAACUAAUAUUCGAUUCACCAAUGAAGAACUAGCUGAAAUCAUGAAGAAAGCGACUCAGAAACUUAGACAUGACCACACCUUGAAAGCACGAAGCAGUAUCAGAUCCAGCAGAUUGAAACGAGAUAUCAACAUGAAACUAUUGAAUGAAGCGUCUAAACAUAAACUGUCCAGGAAAGAUUCAGACUAUUCCGAAGAAUCGUCUGAAAUAGCACCAAAAAAGAAAUUAUUGGAUUCUCCCUCGAAGAGUCUUAUUGUUAACCCCUUCUAUAAAAAACCAACACAAAGGAAGAAAUCCAUGAUUUCCAAAAACGCGAAUAUGGAUUCUUCAGAGUUGGACGACGAUUUUGAUUUAUAUUUCGAAGACGAUGAUAAGGAGCCUAAAAAGGUGCAUCUCAACGAGAAGAAGAGGAAGCACUAUAAGCCUUGUUCUGAAAAAAAACUCGCUAAUAUGAGGACUGCAGGCAACGAUUUUGAAGAGGAAGAUGAUGUAGACAAGAAAUAUAUGAGAUUGGACGAAUAUUUCAAGAACGCGAAGGAAGUCCAAAAGUUCGACGACAUAGAUUUCUCCGACGAAGACGACUAUAGCAACUUGGAUGAUGAUAGGACUACUCGUCUCAAAAGAGAUACAACAGCUCAUGGUCGAAAAGCAAAUGUACACCCAGCAGGAUGCUCUUGUUCCCAUCUGGUGGAGGACAUAAUUAGAUCUUUCCAAAUCGCCCUCGAUAGUGAAAAUAAGGAAGAUUACGAGUCUUUAAAACGAAAACUGCAGACUUACGACACAUUCAUGAAGUCCAUGAGUAAUGACGAGGACUCAAAAUCAAAGAUCACCCCAAAGGAGCGACGUUCAGUAGAUUGUACUCAUCACAACUAUAGACCUUUAUGUGAUUCGUACAGGAGAUGGAGACCGGAAGAUAUCUUAUCGUUGAAACCCAGAAAUAUAAUAGAGACCAAGAAAACUGUCAUGAUAAAUGACCUACCUCUAUACCAACACCUUCUCCGCAGGAAUAUGAUAAAAAGGAGUAUAGGGAAGAGAAAAAAUUUUCUCUUAGAAGAUUCAAAUGAAAGUUUAGAUUCCAUCCUGAACAGAAUCGACAAAGAUGAUGGCUCAGAGGCAGAAGAUGAUGAAAGGGACUAUCAGUUGGUUUUCCCGAACAAAAACAAACUCGAAUUGAAGAAAAAUAAAAACGUCACUAAGAUUAGUUUCGAGCACCGGAUAAGUCCUACAAAUGUUUCCAGCAGUAGUGAAAAGGAUAGGAAUAAAACGUCUGAGAAGUUGGAAGUGUCUGGUGGUAGGAAAAGUCUUCUACAGAAAGACCUCACAAACAUCCAAAUAAUCCCGAAGAAUGGCAAUGAAUCAUUUUUCCAUCAUACAUUCGACCAUUUACAUUCUUUGAUUCAUAAAAUUGGUAGUAAGAUAAAAGGUUAUUUCGACGAUUUGUUCAAAUAACUUGCCCAUCAUGACAAUUGAAACAUUUUCUUUAAAUUAACAUUUUAUUUUCUUUU
Coccinella septempunctata (seven-spotted ladybird) is the source of this 3829-nucleotide messenger RNA. RefSeq lists its product as uncharacterized. The transcript is spliced from 7 exons. The record is from RefSeq and is a predicted model, not a curated record. Gene Ontology annotation, cellular component: extracellular matrix. The coding region runs from base 84 to 3773 and encodes 1229 amino acids. NCBI's taxonomy places the organism in Eukaryota, Metazoa, Arthropoda, Insecta, Coleoptera, Coccinellidae.